Molecule: messenger RNA, 3911 nt
Organism: Magallana angulata
Lineage: Eukaryota; Metazoa; Mollusca; Bivalvia; Ostreida; Ostreidae
Exons: 5
Coding region: 1089-2114 (341 amino acids)
Source: RefSeq, a predicted model, not a curated record
UAAUAUGCAUGUAUGUAUGUAUAAAAGAAAAUUAUCAUCCGAAAAAAAGAUAUCGACGUGAUUAAACCCCGGAUUUAAACUAUUGAUGGUGAAAUAUUCCCGAGUUCAAACGCAUCAGGAAGAACUGCACACGGGGCUAUCAAAAUCACUCACUUCAUGCAUUUAAAUGGGCAUGGUCACGAUUUUGGUUAAUUUUUUUUCCGAGUUUAAUGUUUACAGUGCUUCAGUAAUGCUUUUAAAUAUUCAAUCAAAAUCUGAGUGUCAUUUGUUGAGUUAUAAGCGAGUUACAGAACUUACAAUUCUUAGCUAUGUAAGCUAAGCGUUUGUUUACAUUUUGAAUGUUGAAGUGAAAAAUCCAGUUUUAAACCCCAAAUAAAUGUGUUAAUCGUUAGGAACUGUUUAUUCAUGCUUAACAUGAAUAAGAAGAUAGACAAAUCAGCUUGAGAAAUAUUUUUACUGGUAAAUUGAACCUUUGUAAACAAAAACAGGGCACGAGCCUUGUUUACAUAACGAAGAAUUGUGCGCCCUUUAUCUUGCUUUAAACUCAUCAACUGGCACCCAAAUUUCAUUUGAUCAUUAGAAAUAUAUUUCUAAAGCAUAAUAAAAAACAGAAAAAUAAAAUUGGACCAAAAUCGCGACCAUGCCCCUUUAAUUAAGAGUUACGUCAUCUGCAUUUGAACCUGUUUUGACAUUGUAUUACUCGGAUUUCAAGUUAUUGUCAAAACCAAUUAACCCCAAACAGUUUUUCAUUAGUUAACCCGCGUUACUCUUGUCAUUCUCUGAAGAAAUCAGGCGGAUGUUGUUUAAACAGCAAAAUAUAAUAUCAUUAACAGAUGUUUUUACUUUCACUUUAAAUUCUAGCUAAACCAAAUGCUUCCUUGUUGGAAUUUCUCUAACAAGGAAACUCCUUCAUGACAACAUUUUAUAGCAGUAAGAUUUUUCCAACAAGGAGAACAUUGUUUGACUAUAGCGGUAAGGAGUGGGAACUCUUAUUCGGUAUACUUUGAAAACCUAAACAAUCGUGGCCCUGAUUUUGAUGUAUUCCCUCUCUCCAUUUAAAGGUUUAUAGAUCAAGGUCUUUUAUUGCUAUGGAAACGGAGUUAAGUCAUCGUGUUGAUCCUGUUAAUUUUACGAGGAAACGGAAAGGAUCAGGUGAAGAUGAAACACACCCUAGCCGUAAGAUGAGAUGCUUUCCUGGAGACGAAAUUAAAGACGAUGAACUCUUUCUUAGUCAUAAGAUAAAAAGCUAUCCUGAAGACAAAACUGAAGAAAAACCAUGCCCUAGUCUUAAAAUAGGUAGCUAUCCUGAAGAUAACAUUGAUGACGAUGAACCAUGCCCUAGUCGAAAGAUGGGAUGCCAUUCUCGAGACAGAAGUAAAAGUAGAACAGACAUACAUAAGGUAAAUGAAGACUUCGAAUUAAAACUCUCGACCAUAAAAUCGGUGUCUAAUUCUAACUACGAUAAUGAAACAAAACCAUCCGAUGAAAACAAAACCAUUCAGAACAAAGCAGAAUUAGCUUUAAACAAAGAUGUCACUGUACCAGCGGAUUCAGCUUUAACCUCUUGUAAUAUCAAAUCGACGAUUUCAGCUGAUGUGGAAGAAAUGGUCAGUGAAGGAAAUGACAAAGAAUUACCUAAAAAGGAAGCAAAAAUAGAGGAAAAAACCCAACAAGCGGAAUAUGUAUAUAGGUUACUACGCCCCAAUGAACUUUACAAGGAAGGUCUUCGUCCAAAAAACAUAGAUUCAAAAGCAAGCCUCCAUCAGCAUGUUGCAGCUGGAAGUAAAGGCGUACAUUCACGGUUUAUUUCAUGUUGCUUUACUCUGCGUGCUUUGCAUCGACUUGCACGCCUUACAAAUCAACCUUCGCUCUUACGUGAGGUAGUGCGUAUCAACGUUACAAAAUUGAACCGUGAUGAAGUUAAAGUGAUAGAGCUAUUUAUCGAGGACGUACGAAAAAAACAUUUAAAAGUAGGCUCCAAAGCCUGGGGAUUCGUCGAAAAAUUUGAUGAAGUAAUUUUAGAACCCAAAACGCAUGUCCCAGCAGAUUGCGUAGAAAGAAUAGGUAUUGUUAAAGACAACGUUUUUACGAAGGACGAACAUAUUACACUAUAAAUCUAUAUUGUACUAGAUGUGUCGAAAGUCACGUGUCUGUAUUUAUACGAUAUGACGUCUUAGUUAACUUUCACGUUACGAUCUACAUUCCUGUCGAUAGUUCUCAGGGAAUGUUUUUAACGUAAAAAGUGAAUUAUAUCAAACCAGUAAUGAAACCGCAUGUUUCCUUAACAUUGAUGCUGUCGUUAAUGCUAGACGUACAGAAUUCAUUCAUAUUAGAUGUAAGCUCGCGCAAGCGCGGGAAUUACCACUUUUCACAUUAUUGUGAUAUAAUGCUUAAUAUGUUGAACCAUAUUUUUUUUUUCAUUUUUGUAUAUACUUUAUCCGAGUUUUUCCUUAUCUUAAUCUUUACAAUUGAAAUUAACAACAAACUGUAUUGUUAGAUAUUUAGAGGAGCGGACAGGGAUGAAAAAUCCAUACUGAAAUGGAUGAUAUAUAAAUGUACGCCGUAAUCCUGUUUGUUGCAGCUGACUGAAAAAAACCUUUUUGUUGUAUUUAUUUCAAACCAGUGGAUAGGUAUUAGUGUAUAUCUCUCAAAAUUUGGUUCUUUGGGUCAAUUUCAAAUAUAAUUUCUAGUACUAUCCCAAAUAAGAAUUUCAGAUAAAGACUGUUUUGAAUAACAAUCUGGAGGGGGCAUCCCAAUUAAACUUCCCCGUUUUAUGCAUACAUCAUUUAUCCAUAUAGACGUAGAAUAUAAUAAUCUGUUUAUUACUGUUUACAAGUUUUAAAUGUCUAAGGUUUACAACCAAUCUAUCGUGGUAUAAAAAUAAAAGGUUAUGCAUUAUUAUCCAUUUGCAUGCAUAAUUUUUUAACCAAAGCUGUCAGAUUCAAACUAUCUGCCCAAUGGCUAACUCACCCUACACUUUCCAUCAUGUCAGUUAGUCAACCCAUUUCUAGGCAUAACGUUCUGGAAAGUUCUUUCCAUUAAUCCUAAGAUCGUAUUAGUUGUUCCACUAUAUUUAUCAACAUUUUGUAUUAAUCGAAGUCCGAUCCAAGGUAUCUGCCCGCGAUGCAUAAUGAACUCGUCUUACACUUUUCGUUAAUUAGUCAAUUCGCAUUCUUGGUUGCCCCGUUCUGGAAAGUUAUAUCCCAUUCUCUCACCUGGAGUCGUGCUUCGCAGGUGAAUGAGUAUCAAAACUUAAAUCGCCAACUAGAGGAACGAAUUGACUAAUUUUAUUUAUUCAACCUUCGUUAAAUUUUAACUUCUAUGUAUUCUAUAAAUAGGCUCACAGUAAAUAUAUUCACUCUUUACAUAAUCAUUCAAUAUAGUUUCAUUGUGCGCAGUAUAGUUAAGGUAACACACAGCUUAAAAUUACAGUGAAACUGGUGAUGACAUUUAAACACUUUAUUUCCCAUUUAGAUUUAAAAUUUUCUUUAUUCAUUAUAUUACGUUUAUAUCAUACAAGGUUCAAACUUUCUCGCCCACCAAUGUAGGUCAGUCACGUGACAGCUACUAGUCGCAGUGACCCAUUUUAAAGGAAAAUUUACACGGACACUUUUAGAACAAAAAGACAAGGGCAGGCUAAAUACGCAGGAACUACUUUUAAACAUAUUUUAUUCGAAAUGCCUCAACGAUUUAGAAAACCAAUGCUCAUUCAAUGUGAAUGCCACAUAUUUUUCAUUAAUCCCGAGUAAAUAGAAAAAGAUUUGAAAAAGUACAGCUAUUUUCAACUUUAGCUGUAAAAUUUAGAUUAUACAGGAAAUUCUCAACAAAUGAGCAUCCCUUUUCUGAUUAACGGUAUUAAGCUGUAACUCUACAUACCAAGUUUAACUCGAUCCAUUAACGCCUUGCCCUUG